AUGGUACAAAGAAUAGGCGCCGAAGGAUUGAAGAAGCUGCAGAUGAGCGGGUUCGACAUACACACUAUCGGCUGCUUGCUUGCCCUCGCGGAGAUCGCCCCAGCAUCAGAUGCAUUCCGAAAGAAAGUUUUGGAAUGCCGUAGUAAACAGCGCUCUCGCCGCUGGUUUUUAAACGCCGUCAUCGAAUACGGUUCUGGCACGAACGUGGUAAUUGACCAACUGCUUCACACACGCGCAGGCGAGAACAUUCUGUCCCUUAUUAUUGCAUUGUUGUCUGUGCUUGACGAAGGAGCAGUAGAAGUACUGGGUGGCAUAUUCAAUCUACUGAAGACGCCCUUUGAUCAUACGCCUGGUAUCAGUCAGCUCCAGGAAGUUCGAUCAACAUGCGUGCCUCUCUCAAGAAUGAUGGACUUCAAGGAUCGCGUGGCAAGAACACAUGAAAUGAUUCUCACCAGGGCAUUCAACCGAAAAAGGAGAUUUCAAUAUCGAGAAGCGUUGCCAGAUAGUGAUACUAUGGCAAGGCUGGUUAUCCUCCUCAAAGACAUCGUCACUGAAACAGCAGCAGGGACGAAGCUCGUAUACUACGGAAUCACGGGUGCAUCUUGGGUUAUUGAGUAUAGCAAGGAGGUACUGGGCUUAGAUGUGUGCUUCCUGGACGAGGGUGGAGAUGUUCACCCCAUCAAAGGUGAUUACAACACUGCUUCGGUUGUUGUAACACCAACAGCAGCCACCGCCCAACAGACAGAGGUUCUUCGGCCGCUGGCCUCACCAAAAGACAUACUAAUGUCGUCUGAGCGGAAAUAG
Messenger RNA from Neoarthrinium moseri, 804 nucleotides. RefSeq lists its product as uncharacterized. The record is from RefSeq and is a predicted model, not a curated record. The coding region runs from base 1 to 804 and encodes 267 amino acids. The transcript has a single exon. Lineage: Eukaryota; Fungi; Ascomycota; Sordariomycetes; Amphisphaeriales; Apiosporaceae.